Messenger RNA from Salvia miltiorrhiza (redroot sage), 734 nucleotides. RefSeq lists its product as uncharacterized. NCBI's taxonomy places the organism in Eukaryota, Viridiplantae, Streptophyta, Magnoliopsida, Lamiales, Lamiaceae. Bases 115 to 558 code for a protein of 147 amino acids. The record is from RefSeq and is a predicted model, not a curated record. The transcript has a single exon.
ACAUUUCCAGUCAUUUUCCAUAUCGUUCUCUCUUCUUUAUCCAAACCUAAGAAUCCACUCCUAUAUAAAAAACGACGACUUUGUAUCCGCGUGGAUCACAGGCCAGAGAGCGAAAUGAGCACUAAAAAGGCUCGCACAGAGAGCAAAUUCAUGAGAUACAUCAAAGGGCCCGUUAAAAUCCUGGCCCGAGCCCGGGAUUUGUACGUGCGGAGCAUGACCUCCUGCGCCGGCCACGCCGCCGUCGGCGUUCCCAACCUCCAUUUCCAAAGUCUUCCGAGAAGCUUCAGCGCCAACUCAUCCUACUCAGAUCACACUUCCAGAGACGACGAUUUGCGGGAGCUUAUUAGGGUUGCUUCCACUCGCAGGAAGGCCGAGCUCCUCCGCUCGUCGCCGAUGGCUGCAGGCGGCGUGCCGGCCUUUCCUCGCAGCCGCACGGUUACCGUUGGCAGGAUCGAUGAAGAUAAGCCUUGUGAAUUUGGUGGCGACGGCGUCGGAGUGAGGCCGGAAGUUUACCUUAGGAGCAAAACUUAUGCGCCUUCAAGAAGUAGCAUGGUGUGAAUCUAGUAUUAUUUUCUACUACAAUUAGUAUUUUGCAAAAUUGUUGCUUUAAACAUCAUCAAUAUGUUCACCUGUGUAUAUUAAUGUCUCUUUUGUGUUGUGUAUUGAUAAUUGCGAAUUGGACAUAAGUGUGCAACUUUUUUAUUACAUAUACAUAUGAUUGCUAGUUAUAUUUA